GAGCGCAAAAUGGCGGAACCGCCGAACCCAGCUCGCGGCGCCGUGGCUGUCCUCUGUGAGAAGGAAGCAUUUGGCAAACUACAGCCUUCGUCGCGGGAGCCAUCGGGUUCUAUGUCCGCCAAGAAGGUUCGCACCGAGGAGAAGAAAGCGCCGCGGAGAGUGAACGGGGAGGGGGCCAGCGGCGGGAACGGCGGGCAGCUGCAGCUGCCGGCCGCCCCGCCGCCCCAGAGCUACGGCAGCCCGGCGGCGUGGAGCUUCGCGGCUCGGUCCGCCGCCUCCUCCUCGACCACCUCUCGGAGCUCUUACUCUUUCUCCGCGAGCCCGAGCGUCUCCUCAGCCUCCGCUUCCUCGUCUCAGCCGGUGCCGCGCAAACUGCUGGUCACUCCCUCGCUGCUGCAAGCGCAGCCUCAGCGCGUCCUGCUCCCGCCCGUCGCUCCGCCGGCCGCCGCUAAGCCGCGCAGACCCAAGGAGAAGCGCGAGAAGGAGAAGCGGAGGCACGGCCUCGGCGGCGCCGCCCGGGAUGAGAACGGCCAGGCGAAGCCGCUGCCGCGAGAUAAAAUCAAAGACAAAAUUAAAGACAAAGACAAAGAAAAAGAGAGAGAGAGAAAGAAGCAUAAAGUAAUGAGUGAGAUCAAGAAAGAAAAUGGAGAUGUAAAGAUUUCACUGAAAAGUGGGAAGGAGAAACCAAAAACAAAUAUAGAAGACUUACAAAUUAAAAAAGUAAAGAAGAAAAAGAAAAAGAAACACAAAGAGAAUGAAAAGCGGAAGCGUCCAAAAAUGUAUAGCAAAUCUAUUCAGACCAUCUGUUCAGGACUGCUGUCUACUGAAGAUCAGGAAGCCAAAGGCGUCUUAAAUGACAACGUCAAGGAUUGCAUUGGAAAACAUAUGGAUACCAAAAACUGUGAUUCAGAAGUUCCUGAUAACACUGACUUUCCAUCUGUGUCCUUAAAGGAGCCGCGAGUUGAGAGCGGCCUCAGGAGGUUGGACACUUUGGAGUUCAGGCAGCUCAUUCACGUUGAGCACCAGCCGAACGGGGGUGCAUCCGUCAUCCACGCCUACAGUGACGAGCUCUCCGGCCUGUCCCCUAUGGAGGUGCAGAGAUUCGCAGAAGAAUUUGUGGGUUUAGUGUUCAGUGAGAAUGAAAGCUCCGCAGCUUUCUAUGUAAUGGGCAUUGUUCAUGGGGCAGCUACUUACUUACCUGACUUUUUAGACUACUUUUCUUAUAAUUUCCCCAAUUCACCAGUGAAAAUGGAGAUACUGGGAAAGAAAGAUAUAGAAACAACAACUAUGUCCAAUUUUCAUGCUCAGGUAAAAAGAACAUAUUCUCAUGGUACUUACAGAGCUGGCCCGAUGCGACAGAUAAGCUUGGUGGGAGCCGUCGAUGAAGAAGUGGGAGAUUACUUCCCUGAGUUCCUUGACAUGUUAGAGGCGUCACCGUUUCUAAAAUGUACAUUGCCAUGGGGAACACUAUCUAGUCUAAAAUUAGAGAGUCGGAAAGAUAGUGAUGAUGGUCCCAUCCUGUGGGUGCGUCCAGGAGAGCAAAUGAUCCCUGUGGCUGAUGUGCCAAAGUCACCCUUCAAAAGGAAAAGAACUACCAAUGAAAUAAAAAACCUUCAGUAUCUACCUCGAACCAGUGAGCCUCGGGAGAUGCUGUUUGAAGACAGGACGAGAGCCCAUGCGGAUCACAUAGGGCAAGGCUUUGAGCGACAGACCACUGCAGCUGUUGGCGUGCUGAAGGCUGUGCACUGUGGACAGCGGCCUGAUCAACCCCGAGUAACCAAAGAUGUAAUUUGUUUUCAUGCAGAAGAUUUCUUAGAAGUAGUUCAACGAAUGCAAUUAGACUUACAUGAACCUCCACUGUCCCAGUGUGUACAGUGGGUUGACGAUGCAAAACUUAAUCAGCUGAGGAGAGAAGGCAUUCGCUAUGCCAGGAUUCAGCUGUAUGACAAUGACAUUUAUUUUAUUCCAAGAAAUGUUGUCCAUCAGUUCAAGACAGUUUCAGCUGUAUGCAGUUUGGCAUGGCACGUUCGACUUAAAUUAUAUCAUGCAGAGGAAGACACUUGUCACAGUACAAUUACUCCUGAAAAAGGUAGAACAUCAGGCCCUACAUCAUCAGUCCUUGGUACUCACACUGAGAACCAAAUCUCCUCAGACUCUGUGUUGUCAGACAAACUUCAUUCUAAGUAUGAAUCACAACAAAUGAAACAUGAACCUGUUGCAUCUCUAAGAAUCAAGGAAGAACCUGUGACGGCUAUGAUACCUGAAAAGAUUAGAACACCAAAUAACACAGAAGGCAAGAACAGUAAGACAAAGUUGGAUCAUGUUCAGUUUUCAGAUUUUCAGAUUGACAUGGAUUCUAAAUUAGAGAAUACCAACAAAGACUUAAAGGAAGACUUGUGUCCUGGAAGUGUCAGUAAAACAGUUGAUACACAGCAACACAGUUCUAUACAUUCAAAUCAAGACAAAAGGGAUGGCGACAAUUUGUGCUAAAUUUGUACAUUGCAUAUAACUUUUCUUUUAAAAAUAAUUUGUAAUGAUUCAUGAAAUCUGAAAGCAAGCCUAGGAAUUGCUCUCACGUCUGUUACAGAAUAGAGUUCAUGUAGCUUUGUAACAUUCCUCAGUGCCUGUCCAUAACUGUGAAGGAUCAAGCACUUAGGGCCAGAUGCACUGGAAACAUUGCAGGUUUAAAUACACAGGAGUCUUUAGAAACGUCAUUUGAGUUGGAGUUUUAGGUUUUAGAAUAGAGCUGACAAAAUCAUAUAUUUUUUGUAACAUGAGCCAGAAUUCUUUUUUUGACAACUUAAGGUUUUUCCAUAGAGCUUUAUUAUACCAACUUUUUUUAUUUUAAAUGUGUCAGCACUGUAGUGUAAAUAGCUUGACAAAGCCUUUUUAGUGUGAUUUAUAUUGAAAUGUGAGCCACUUAAUAAAGGUUCAGAAUAAUAAACGCUUUUUGUUGAGUUUGCAAAAACAUACAAUUCAGUUUAAUUGUUUGAUAUAUUAUGUUUCUGUUAAUAUAUACAUGAGGGGAAGUGAUGGAGGAAAAUGUGUGUCCAAAUCUAGUAAAUAUUUAAAUUUUUCAUACUGUGCAUGCAUUCAAAAAGCCACAAUUCAGUUAUGAAAGCAUAUAUACAUAUGGAGUGUGUGUGUGUGUGUGUGUGUGUGUGUGUGUGUGUGUAUACACAUACGUAUAUACAUGUCUGCUUGGGAAUGUAUAUAUGUAUAUUGCUUUGCACAAUUUCUUAAAUUGACGAAUAUAUAAAAAUUCCUAGUGCUGUUUCCUGGAUUGUAUUCUAAAAUAUUUAUCUUCAACAGUAAGAAAAUAAUUUAAUUAAUAGAGUUUUAGAAGUUGGGAGAAACUAAGUAUGUUGAUGGCUGUUAUCCUUCUAAUUAAUGAAAGUAAUGUGGCUAGAGUCUUUAGCUCUAGUGUAAUUUUAUUUUGUGCAAGUAAUCAGUUUAGAAAAUUUUCUAAUAAGCACCUGUAUGUUUAGUAAUAGCUGACUAAAAAAUUGACAUACAGAAAGUUUAUGAGUAAUUAAAAGUCUUCUUUUAUAUUUUUCCACAUUACAAAAAUGAACUUUUAAACCAAGGGCAGUGACAGUGACUCAGUUGCCAUACACCGAUGUAGCUAGCAAACACUGUCAGAUCAUCUUCCUCAGGACCCUUCGCUAGCCUGCAGGGCAGAUGUAAGGUGUACUCCUCUACAGAUGCUCUAGGGAGUUCACUGUGCAGGAGGCAGGAUGGCCAGUGCCUGCGAGGUGAGUAGACAGCUGCACCCAGGGACUUGAGUUUGUUUCCACUUCUGUAUGGAUGUGAGUGUGGAUGGAGGGAACCGUAAUCAUUGCAAGCGUUUUGAUGUUUCUUCUGUUCCGGGUCCCUGCCUUGAUUGAUGACUUUCAGUUGGCUUUCCUUGUGCUGCGCUGCCUUUUGGGAGACCACUGUUUGCUUUUCAGUGGGUUCCAUGUUCAUCUCAUUUUUGGUAAGCCAUCAAAGCUCAUGCUUCUAGCUGGGGAGAAACCACUUAGGAAAGCGUUUCACUAGAACUGAUGAAAGUCAGCACCAGCCGCAGGUCUUAUCUCCUAUCCACAGACAGGCAAAUAAAGUAGGGAUGCUGCUGGCUUAUAGGAGGGACUCAGGAUGUUUGCAGUGGGGGAAGCUUCAUGGAAUAGAGAAACUAAAAAUCAUGACAGUGUAUGUAGGGGUUUUGUUUUAUAUGUAACUAGCUGUCUUUCACUGCACCCAUUUAACCUAUUCUAAGCUAAAUUUAGGGUUCUUCACCAUCUUUCUUAAGAUGGGAUAGCAAAAAUUCUUAACAAAUGAGUAUUAAGAAAUAGGAAGGGAUAUUGUUAAAAUUUAGUUUUUAAAUUGACAGUGAUAUAUUUAUCACAGUUUGUUUUAUUUCCAGUCACAUAUAUGACUGGAAAUAUAUGACCUCAGGCCCACUGAGGUCAUACUGUAAGAAAAUGCUGUUAGGGUAUCUCCAAGAUCUAUGAGCCUUAAGUUUUAGCUUAAAGGAAGGCACAUCUGAGAUAGCAGAGCCAUUGCUUUUAGGUAUAGUUGCUUAUGUGACCCUUAGUUAACAUAGUUAUCCAUACAUAGUUAUCCAUCUAACUGCUCUAUCAAAUGCGUACAUCUCUGUGAAGGUGAAGUAUGUGUAAACCAGCAGGCUCAAGAUUCCAAGAUAAAGCCUUACAGACUUGAAUCAUGUUUAUGCCCCAGGCUUACGGGUUAUUUUUUAAAAUCUUCUUCAGAUGCCAUCUGAGAACUUGUUAACUACCUUUGUUACACACAAAUUCCUAUUUUGAUAUUGCACAGUAAUGGUUUUCUAGUUAGUACACUCCCAUUCUUCAUGUGAAUAUAAGAUUUUUAUUUCCAAUAUCUUGGACCAGAACAAUAAAGCACUCAAGGUAUAGUUUUAAUAAGGUCAUAUGCUAUAUAGAGUGAAUGUUAUAUAAGUUAUUAAGUGAUAUACAUUUACAUAAAAACUUAGGUACCUCAGUGGUAUUUGAUAUAUAUAUACUUUUCCCCCUCUUUUUAAAUUUUAUUUAUAUUUUCUUAGCUGUCUAAGUAGUAUAUAUCCCAUACUCAGGUUAGCUAUCAAAAGAAUUAAACAUUUUGAUAUUUAGUUUGUUAUUUAGUUGCAAAUUUACUUAAAGCCAUAUAUUGAUUAUCUUCCUUAUGACAAAACUAUUGACCUUAAUGAUCAGGUGUGGUUUAGCAUAACACUGUGUACCGUAUGUAUUUGUGUAUUUCUGAGUAAGUUUGUUUGAAACUUGUUUUCAAAAUAGGAAGGGGAUAGGAAAGAAUUUCUUAGGCUAAAUGUUUAAGGAAUGUGAUUAAUGUACUCAAAGUAAGAAUUUUUUUUUCUAAAUUCAGUUCUAUAUAAGGGUUUUGUUUGUUUGUCUUUUCUUUUUUUGUAAAUAAUAACUUAGCAUUGUUUGGUAAAUGUGCUUUUCUGAGGGUGUUGGAAGGGACAACUUAUUUAUAUGUAAAGCAGUCAUUUCCAUUUAGCCAAGGUACAGAUUUGGGUUUGGCAUUUGAGAGGCUAUUUUCCUUGUCUUCCACAUUUCAAUAAAUACUAAGGUUGAUAACCACAAUCUUC
Messenger RNA from Grammomys surdaster, 5599 nucleotides. RefSeq names its product round spermatid basic protein 1 like (gene Rsbn1l). The record is from RefSeq and is a predicted model, not a curated record. The transcript has 8 exons. NCBI's taxonomy places the organism in Eukaryota, Metazoa, Chordata, Mammalia, Rodentia, Muridae. Gene Ontology annotation, cellular component: nucleus. The coding region runs from base 10 to 2490 and encodes 826 amino acids.